Molecule: messenger RNA, 3088 nt
Organism: Sinocyclocheilus grahami
Lineage: Eukaryota; Metazoa; Chordata; Actinopteri; Cypriniformes; Cyprinidae
Gene: dennd1c
Product: DENN domain containing 1C
Exons: 22
Coding region: 180-2657 (825 amino acids)
Biological process (GO): endocytosis; endocytic recycling
Cellular component (GO): intracellular membrane-bounded organelle; cytosol
Molecular function (GO): guanyl-nucleotide exchange factor activity; phosphatidylinositol phosphate binding
Source: RefSeq, a predicted model, not a curated record
ACACUCAGAUCAGGAAGUGCUGUCUUAAGUUGUGUGCUAGUCGGUGGAAUUGGCUGUUUGAUGUGAGGAUGUGUGUGUGCAGGAGUAUGUAUGUCGAUGCAUGUUAAUAAAGAAUCUAAUGACUUUGGUCUGCUGACACCCUGAACACCACCGAAUGGGCCCUAACAUACAAGUGCAUCAUGGGCUCCAGGAUAAAAGAAAACCCUGAAAAAACGUUCUACUGGUUCUUUCAAGCCUCAUGUCCAAUCGCCAGAGAUAAAGAUCCUGAUGUGCCGUUUCAGUUCCCUGAAGACUUUAAUGAUGAGGAGGCUCUGCAGUCCUUGCCUCGCUUCUGCUUCCCUUACGACAUAGAGAGGGUGAAGGACACUGUUGCCGUGCAGCACUUCACAUUCGUCUUGACCGAUCUGGAAGGAUGCCAGCGCUUCGGUUUCUGCAGACUCACGUCCAGCUCUCAGACCUGCUUGUGCAUCCUCAGUUAUUUGCCCUGGUUUGAGGUCUUCUACAAACUUCUGAAUAAUCUGGCUGACUACUCAACGAAAGGACAGACCAACGAGAUGAAAGAGCUGCUGUCGGUUCUCUACAAGCACCCCGUGCCUCCGGCCAAUGGCUCCAUCACAGUGCAGAUGAUCCCGUACUUUAUCGCACCAGAUCCCAAAGCCUUGCCCUCUAUUCCAGAGAGUAGGAACCUGACGGAGCUGGUGGUGGCGGUGGACGUGGGUAACCUGUUGCAGCUCUUCGCCAGCAUGUUGUUCGAGAGGCGGAUCCUCAUUUACUGCAGCAAACUCAGCACUUUAACGGCCUGCAUACACGCGUGUAAUGGGAUGCUGUACCCAAUGUACUGGCAGCACAUCUUCAUUCCAGUGCUGCCGCCUCAUCUGCUGGACUACUGCUGCGCACCAAUGCCGUACCUUAUUGGAAUUCACUCCAGCCUGGCAGAGAGAGUGAGGAGUCGAGCUCUGGAGGACGUGGUCAUACUGAACGUGGACACCAACACCCUGGAGUCACCCCACGAGGACCUGAAAAAGAUUCCGGCUGACGUGGUGGCGGGACUGAAGGUCAGGCUGAAGAGACAGGCGGCGUCGGCCGGGUCAGGGGUAGCGCACGCUUUCCUCCGAGCGCAGACUCUGCUGUUCGGAGGAUACAGAGACGCCUUACAGUCGCCUGCCGAAGGGCCGGUCGUGUUCUCCAAUGAGUUGUUUCUGAGUCAUAAGUCUCAAAGCAUGCGGGAGUUUCUGGAGAGCGCGGUUCACCUGCAGUGUUUCAAAGAGUUUAUUGACGGCCGGCUGAAAAUGCUGAACCAGGGCAAAGAGCCGGAUGAUGUGUUUGAGGAGGAGGUGCUUCAUUGUGGAGCUUCAUCUGGUAGCUCUAAAUUGCGUCGGCAAUGGGUGGGAAACUUAAAGAAAGGGGGUGGAGCCCUGAUCGUGACAUGGAAGUCUACAGCUAACAAAGCAACCAAAUAUCAUAGCAAAUUUGGGCUGAAAAACCUCCUGUCAUCAAAGGACCAAACGGAACCUCAUAUGCUACAGAGGGGCGGGUCUGUGUGUGGAACGCACACGUAUCGCCUCAUCCAAUCGGAUUGCCUUCAGAACCGUCUACCAAUCACACAGCACUUUGGCAGGUCUCGACCACAGCGGCCAACACACAAGAGUGACAGGCACCAGGACAAUGAGCAACAGACAGAGGACGACAACACCAGCUAUGAAGACAGUGUAACAGAAGGUCCUGAGCAGUGCUCUGCCACCAGCGACUUACAGGAAGACGAUGAUCUUUCUCUGUUGGCCGACCCAGAGGAGAUGGACCUGCUCGGAGAGAUCUUCGACACGCUGAGUGCCCAGAGCUCCAGAGAGCCGGGUUUACUGUACAGCACACGUAGCCUCGACCUCUUCAGCUCCGACAGCAGUGAAUUCAUCUCGCAUAGGAGUCUGACUAACCCAAGUCAGGAGAGUCUAAGCCCCUCUUUUGGAAACAGCGGCAGUCUCAUGAGCUGGGAGGAGGAGCUAGAGGAGGGGCCUGGUGGUGAGGGGGAGGAGCCUGCUGUCCUGACUGACAGGCCAGAAAAUGAGCUUAAUGAAUUAGAGAAGGACUUGACCGAGCUAGGGGUAAAUCUGUGUUCAGAUCUACAAGUUCUAGAAGAUGCUUCACUGGAUCCCAAAGUGGGUUCUCAAGAGGUGCAAGAGGAGAACUGGUCGAAAAAUGAUGGACAAAUGAACGGAACAAUGGAGGAAAGCUUGGAAACCGAGACAGUACUUGAAGAGAGUACAGAGAUGCAAUCUGACAAAGAAGAAGAACUUCAGAAAGAGCAUAAGAUGACAAAUGACUUGGGCUCAAAGGGACCUACAAAUGAAGGAAUCACCUCAGCUGUUUCUCUCAAUGUAAAGAUAGACACAAGAGAAGAGCCAGAUAAGAAGAGCAUUGAACCUCCAUCACCGAACGUCUUGUCUAGCGUAGCUCUGUUCCAGUCCAAGUCCUUGACUGACUCUUCUGGUUCCCGAGGGUGGGAUAAAUCUCUAAAAUCUCCUAUCAGCACCCACAAAAUCAAUGUGACGGGGCUGCAGACUGAAGAACAAAGUACGAAAUCACCCAUUUCAUCAACUUCAGAAGAACAAACCCAGGCCCACAUUAAGGUCUCAGAGCUGAAGAAGAGAUUUGAACAUUAGACCAUCAUAAAUCAAGCAUAUUGAAGCAAAACAAUACUCAAGAACUAAAAAUGACUUGUUUUAGAUUGUCAAUUACAAGUCUACAUGAAACAACACUUGCCCCCCAUUUUGAAUCUUGUGAAGCAACAUUGCUGAGUCAAAGGAGAUAAAAUUAUCCAUUGGGUUUUUAUUGGAUUGUGGAAGGUUGGCGUUCCAUACUGAACUUUGUGUUUGUGGAAGGAUAUUUUUCUCAUGUAUAUGUUGGUUAAAACUCAACACUGACAUCAGUCAAUAAAGUCGAUUCAAAGGCAGUGCAAGUAUUACAAUUUUUAUUAUAUAUUAUUUUUGGAAUAAUGUACCCUGAACGUGCAUUAAAGUAAAUCAAGUCGAUUUUAACUUUCGCUGUAACUAAAUACAGCAUGUUAUCAAAUUGAACUGAUAAAACCACCAAU